Messenger RNA from Salvia miltiorrhiza (redroot sage), 927 nucleotides. RefSeq lists its product as uncharacterized. Gene Ontology annotation, cellular component: mitochondrion; nucleus. The record is from RefSeq and is a predicted model, not a curated record. Gene Ontology annotation, biological process: mitochondrion organization. The transcript is spliced from 5 exons. Bases 291 to 728 code for a protein of 145 amino acids. Lineage: Eukaryota; Viridiplantae; Streptophyta; Magnoliopsida; Lamiales; Lamiaceae.
UAUAGAUGACCUCUCCCUCAAGAAAACAGAACCAUCUAGAGACCACAUGAUCCCAUCUCGAAUUCCGCAUCACCGCAUCCCCAUCGUAACCCUCUCGACCUCUCAUAGCCGAUUGGUCCUCAUUUUCUUUCAACCAAUGAUAUUUCGGCACGUUCCGGGUUCAGGAAAACUCGGAUACAGACGAUCUCUCCGACUCCGUCUCCCGUAUAUAUAGCGGUGGGGGUUCUGUUGUUAGCUCCAAGACACCACAAUUUCUAAUUCUUCGUCGACUUCAACAAAACAUAAGUAAAAUGCCUCGCCGUAGCUCCGGUGGAAGAUCUGCCCGCCCAGCUCCUCGUGCAGCUACACCACGUAACCCACCUCAGCCAGUUCGUCAAGCUCCUCCUCCAGCUCCUGUUCACAGUAGUUCUGGUGGAUCUAUGCUUGGUGGAGGCAUUGGUUCAACCAUAGCUCAAGGUGCGGCUUUUGGUACUGGAAGUGCUGUGGCACACAGGGCAGUAGAUGCUGUUAUGGGUCCACGGACAAUUCAACAUGAGGCAGUCGUCUCUGAAGCUAUUGCACCUACACCUACUGCAUCCAACACGGGGGGAUCUGAUGCUUGCAAUGUGCAAACCAAGGCUUUCCAGGAUUGCUUGAAUAGCUCCGGAAGUGACAUCAGCAAGUGCCAGUUCUAUAUGGAUAUGUUGGCUGAUUGCCGCAGAAACUCGGGCUCUAUGAUGAGUUCCUAAAUAGAUGGAGAUUGAUUUCGAAAUGUUCCUAAAAUUAGAUGUUCUUGUUGGCAUAUAAGCUGGUGAUGUAAGGACUGUUGGUUGCUACCUCUUAUGUUCUUGUUGCUGUUUGCUGUGUGACUAAGGACAUGUGAAAACAAGUAGAUGUUUUUGUUACAUGCUGCAUUACUUGCUCAAAAUGGAUUUCUCAUCUGCAUUA